Molecule: messenger RNA, 300 nt
Organism: Rattus rattus (black rat)
Lineage: Eukaryota; Metazoa; Chordata; Mammalia; Rodentia; Muridae
Product: elongation factor 1-alpha 1-like
Exons: 2
Coding region: 1-300 (99 amino acids)
Biological process (GO): translational elongation; translation
Molecular function (GO): GTP binding; GTPase activity; translation elongation factor activity
Source: RefSeq, a predicted model, not a curated record
AUGGGCAAGGAAAAGACUCACAUCAACAUAGUUGUAAUUGGACACGUAGAUUCGGGCAAGUCCACCACAACCGGCCACCUGAUCCACAAAUGUAGUGGAAUCGACAAAAGAACCACUGAAAAGUUUGAAAAGGAAACUGCCAAGAUGGGAAAAGGCUCCUUUAACUAUGCCUGGGUCUUGGACAAACUGAAAGCUAAGCGUGAGCAUGAUAUCAUUAUUAACAUCUCCAUGUGGAAAUUUGAGAACAAUAAACAGUUGCUGUGGGUGUCAUCAAAGCUGUGGACAAGAAGGCUGCAGUAG